This is a messenger RNA of Cygnus atratus (black swan), 6802 nucleotides long. RefSeq names its product KIAA0408 ortholog. The record is from RefSeq and is a predicted model, not a curated record. Lineage: Eukaryota; Metazoa; Chordata; Aves; Anseriformes; Anatidae.
AAGACUUAUAAACUUUCAGGAAACAUUCAGGGAAGAAAGAAAAAAGCAGAGCUAUCUUGUUGCUGUUACACAGACUGUAACCAUGGACCUGCGUAAACAACUGGAGAAUACAGAGAGGAACUGGAAUAAGGAGAAGAUGGAGCUGCUGGAGAGAUUUGACAAUGAAAGGAAAGAAUGGGAAUGUCAAUGGAAGGUCAUGCAGAAGAAAAUUGAAGAGCUUUACCAAGAGGUAAAACUUAGAAGGGAGAACAAUAUGAAUGUCCAUGAUAAUAAGGCCACUCAGAGCAAGAUGCUGCAGCUGUCCAUGCAUUCCCCUACUUCAGAAGAGAGUGACACAGUGGAGCUGAACUAUCAACACAAUGUGGUAAAUGACAGGAUGGAAAAAGGGAGUUUGCUCAGUAAAACAGGACCUGAAUGUAAAGAAACCAGAGCCAAAAGCAAGAACAAUAUUUUGCUAAUGGACAAUUUGGCCUUUGAGAGCCACGAGGAACCUGAAGACAGUAUCAGCAUCAGAACUUCCAAGAAAAAUGCCAAGAAUUAUAUUGGUGAUCUCAAUGUAGCUCUAAAAGAACUUGCCAGAGUUAGUGAAGAAUUAUGCAGCUAUCAAGAGGAAAUUCGAAAGAAGUCAAACCACAGAAGAAUGAAGUCACUUCCUUUCCUGGGGGAAUUUGAAGAAACCCAAAACACAGUUAUUCUGCCUGAGAUGAACCAUGUGUCCAGCAGUGAAUCACAGACUUCAGUUGCUUUUGAAACAGAGGAGCAUAAUAAUAGGAAGAAUCUGAUGAGCUCCACCAAGGGUUUGAAGGACAUGUCCUAUGGUGGUCUUAUUGGUGACAGAGGAGCAGACUUCAGACCCUGGCAAAAGAAAGAAGCUCCACCAGUUCCUCCACGGAGCACUUCUCGACACCUAGCAAACUCACUUUCUGCAGUUGUACAGCUUUCUGAAGCACCUGUGAGAGAUCCAAGCAUCAAAAGCACUUGCAAAGUUCAGGACUGUAGGAGCAGAAGGAAACUGGUGAAUCCUUUGCCUAUAAAACUAAAUGAAACUGCAGUGACAAAUGAAGGGCAGACUGUGAAAGGUCCUGUGAUGGUAACUGCUGCAAUACCUGUAACCAAAAAUGAGUGCAAUGUACCAACAAGUUUCUGCCACAACACGUGGGCAUAUGAUGCUGGCAAAGACAGUAAAAGUGAGUCCUCCCCACUGUCAUCCCAGAAAAGUUGCUCAGAUGGAAAUAUGGCCCAGAGCAACAAGAUGCACCAGAAACAAAAUCCCAAGUGUCAAAGCAGUCCUGUUUACAGUAAUGACUUUUAUGCCCCUGCUACCCUUACCCUGCACAGUGAUCUUUUGGGAGACUCUAGGUAUACUUUGGGAAAGACCCCAAGAAAUGAAACUUUAGCAGCAAAGAUUGAUGAGUUUAACCGGACUGUAUUUCACACAGAUAAACGUAGCAAUGCUUUGCAAGAAAACCAGGUGACUCGAACAGCAUCAGAAGAUCACAAACCCUGCAGCUCACCUUGUGACUCUGCUAUUAGCAGGACAGAAACUGUAGAUACAUCUUGUGUUUCAAAUCCUAAAUUCUCUGCACCAAAGGAACAAGAAACUAGCAACCCCAGCAAAGCUGUCAGAUCAGCAGGGCAACAAAAGCAAGUAAAUGGACUUCCAAAUACUAGCAGUUAUAGACACAUGCUUCAUGAGCAUGACUGGAGACCAAGUAAUUUAUCCGGUCGCCCGCGCUCAGCUGACUCAAGGUCAAACUACGGUGUUGUUGAAAAGCUUUUGAAAAACUAUGAAAAAUCCACGGUGACUUCUCCGUGUAAUGAAAAACGCUGCAAAGAUAAAUGGACACGGGCAAACACUGAAUCUACUGAUGGGGGUUGUGAGACGUUGAGUCAGUAUUUAGAAAUGCUUCAGAUUGAGCAAGGAAAGCAAGAAUUUCCGAGGAAUUCAGCCAGGCAUAUUGGGCAGCAACUCAAGCAAGGAAAGGAGAGACAGAAGUUACCAGAGAUAUCUGUGCCAGCUAAAUGUUCAAGUGGGAAGGGUUUCUCCCGACCAGCCCGACCAGCAAAUCGACGCUUACCUUCCAGAUGGGCAUCGAGAUCACCGUCAGCACCGCCUGCUGUGAGAAGGACGGCGUACAACUGCUCUGUCUCCUUUCGUUCAGAGACCUCAGUAGUCUGAACCCAGAGAUGGGUUGGGUGGUGGUGUGAAAGCUCUGCACCUCAUUGUAACUGUGUUCGACCUGUGUCACAGCGACCAGCUCUACCCUGUCCUAUCUUGUCCAAGAGUGACCCCAUCACGUGCCAGACAAAACGUUUUGAAUCUUAGGUCAUCAUCAUGGUCUUCAGUGUUUUUAUUAAGAUGGAACAACUAUACCCCUGGUUUUCUCCUUUUUUUUUCUUUUUAGUACUAGCUCACAAAGAAUUUAUUUUGAGUGGCAUCUUCCUUAAUUUGCCAAUCAAUUUUGAGUUGGAACAAUGUAUAGUGCUGUAUAUUCUGACUCUUCUGCAAACAGCAGAACGUAAAGCUGUAUGCAUGAUCAUGUGUUUGUAGGUGCAUGUGUUGGACUAGGAAGUAUACAGGUCUGUAUUUAGAAGAGAAAAACUGUGCUAGUGUUGACAUUGAAACUACAACCUAUAUGCCGACAUAUAUAUAUAUACUUUGUGUUUAUUUUAAAAAGUUUGAAAUAUACAGUCCUGAUGACAUUUAUAUUUUGUAUAUCUUUUACAUAGGUUCACAGGUGUAGUAUUUAAUGUACAAAAACUAAAUAUGCAUUUUUGUGACUGAUUGCAGCGAUAAUGCCUUGCACAAUAUGUAUCUGAAGCAGACUAGCUCGACUGAUUUGUCAGUCAUGCUUCAUGGCAUCCUCGUUCAGUUUCCUGACCCUUAUGAUACUAGGUCAAAAUACCCAGACAUAUUUUUUCUGAAUUAAAAUAUUAUAUGAUUUGUAAUACAUUAACCUUUUUCAGCACCAGAGACAUUCCUGAAAUGACCGAAUCUCUUUAAAAAGCUUAAAUGUACCAUUAUACAUAUAGCAUACUGUAAACACUUCGGUAGUUUCAACUAGCAUAACAUACAGUUUAUGAAGGGAAGAUAAGGGUUGUAUAUGCUCAAUUCUGUGAAACUUAUUUUUCCUUCUAGCGCUAUACUUUGAGGUUUGGCUAAGUCAGAGAACAAUGGCCUUGUUUGCUUUCACUCAAGGCAGGAGAACAAGGGCCGUUGUUGUUCCCAGUGCUGCAGACACACUCCUUUUUUACUCUCCUCCUAGACUAGAGUGCUUGAGCCACUUGCUAACGUACCGCUCCCUGACUGACUCGUGGCAGUCAGUUACAAAGUUUACGUGCACUCUGGCAGCAAGCUGCAUCUAGUACGGAAAUACUGCAUCGAGAUAUCAUCACACUGGUGCCAGAAAUCCCAGGCAAAUGGCAUUGGAAGUGUGUUUUUGCUAUCACCUGACUCGGCAUGAUGGGCCAUUGCGAUGACGUGUACAGAGCCUGGCUUGUUCCUUCCCACAGUGUGAAAGAAAUACAGAUACUACCCAGACUCUUGCUGAAAAGACGGUGUCCCUCAUCCUGGAAUUUUUGCACCCUUUUCUAGGCUGUUGCUGGAUGCGUAGUGUGGUAAAGAUGAUAAAUAUUACCUUUAAACAACAUGUCUAGGUUAAAAGGAGUAAAGAGGCACUUCAACAUCAGCCUGAUCUUGUCUUGCAACUUUUCUUCUUCUCCUGGAGAAACAUAGUGUGUUCAAAGGAAUUUCAGAAAUCAUCCCAGAAUCCAUUAAUGUGCACAUUUCAUAUGUGAAUGUAAAAAGGAUUUCAGAGAGAGUAUAGGCUUUUGUCCUAGUGAAUUGUUUGUGUGGCAAUAUAGGGAAAAUUAGUUGUGCUUAAUUUGAUAGUGAUAUAUUGUCUUACUCCAGUCAUGAUGAGAAUCCACACCUUUUUGCUUCCUUUUAGCGCCUUAUUCUUCUUUCCUCUACAUGACUAUAGUUUUGCAGAGAGAGAAAGCAGAGGGCAGCUUGUGCUGAGCAAUAUACCCUCCAAAGUACUAUCAAUAACUUUUUGGGCAAGCCAGUGUUGGAUUGAGCAGGCAUUAGAGCCGUAAAUCCAACCUUAGCCACACCAUUGUGGCUGCCUGCUUGGCAAAAGCAUGCUCAGAAUAAUUUGCCCAAUCUAAACUUCCUGGUACUUUCUAUGUGUGAGUGGCAGGAAACCCCAUAACAAUAUAUGAAGGCUUCAAACAGAUCAACAAUUCAUCAAAAUUCACUUGGACAUUAUUGCAAAGUAAUUACUGGAAAUGGUAUAAGAACAGAGAAUCUUGAAGAAAAUAUACAAUUCGGACAGACACAAAAAUCCGUGUGCUCAAGUGAAAAAUCAAGAGUACUAUAAAUUUCCUUGUUUGACCGAAUUUAGAGAUUGCACUCCAUUAACUUCCUUAGAACUAGAAAAAUUACAAAUGAUUUAUAGUGAAUUGGGAACACUGCUUAAAAGUUUCUCUAACUGUGAAAACUGGCAAACUGAAAUGCCUUGCAAAUUGACCUUUCAAAUGCCUAAGUAGCUGAGCAGCUUUAAAUGCCUAAAGCUGAGGAAAAGGUAAUAUGACAGAACUGUAAAAUUAUGGUUCUUAAUUUCAGAGUGCUGACUGCAAUCAAACUUCCUUCAAUUACCUUCAUGGUAAUGUUAAGCAGUUUUGUUCUGAAAAAUGGUGGUGCACUUUUGUUUGACGAAUGUAACAAUGAAACAGUUUCCCUUAAUUAGUCAGUGAAGGUGUUUCUUUAGCUCAUUUAAUUUUAUUUAUUUAUUUUUUGAUCACUUUGGACAUAUAUCACAUUGUUGAAUAACAGAGAAAGGAUCAAAUACUUACAACAUUCCCUGAUGUAUGUAAGUUUAAUGAACAGAAGGUUUUUGAAAUAAAGAACAAGUCCAUUUUGUCAAGAUUUUUCUGUGUCCAUCUAAUUAUAGACAUUGAUUCCGAUGCCUGAAAGUAUCAAAACUGGUGAUUUAGGUCUGUAGGUGGCUAGAUGAAUAUACCAAUUUUAGAAACUUGCUGCUGAAGCUAUUUAAAUAUUCUCUUCAGUCAUACCCAUGACAAGGCCAGUGCACUGCUGUGAGUUUUUUAGUUCCCAGAACUGUGAUUACUGAACCAUAGUACCGGCUUCAUUGCACUUGCUGUAGGAGGAAAGAGCUCCAGGUUCCCCCAUAUGACAGGAAAAUGUACUUAUCUUGGAAGCUCUUGGGCAAAAGAGGCUCUAUACACAUGCACACAGACACACUUGUAAAAGAACCACAAAUUAUCUAGGUAGAAUUGACUCUACUUGUAAUGCUGGUGUCACCUAUGGAAGCUGAUCGUUUUCUAAGCCAUUUUUUAAAAUAAGUUUUUAUUAUUCUUCCACAUGCCAUCUCAAGUCUUAAUGUUGAUACAGAGUCUUCUUACUUGUGCUCUGAACAAGUCUAGGAUCUUGCUAGUGUAUGCUUAGGGGCACUGAAAUAAAUGCAGCCGCGAAUUUUCAAAGCGUAAAAACCUUAAACUAAGUAACAGGGCAGGCACACUGAAGGGCACCCUCUCGCACAUGAGAAAUCAGCUGCCCACCGAAAUAUUUGCAAACUGAUGGAGACAUCAUCAAACUCUUUUAGGGAGUAGCACGGUGGGGAGGAAACACGGAGAAUAGUUGGCCAGGCCUUGCCUCCAUAUACAACAUAGCAGGCCACCCGAGUGCUGCAAAACCAGGCUGGGUCAGAACCUCUGACAGGGGCAGAAGGAGUAGAGGGAAAAAAUUACCUUGAAACCUCUGGAUAUUGUUCCUCAAAGACAGAGUUUAUUUCCCCUAAAUGUUUUAUCUUUACAGUGUUAGUGAUAGACUUCUUAUAUAUCUUUAAAACAUUGCUGAAGGGAUGAACUUUGCUUGUUCUCCAUCAACAAUGCAAUUCUCUUUGACUGUUACUGUAAAGGAGUUAACUGUUAUGUAUAGCAAAGAGUUGGCAAUCAGUGUAAUAUAACUCUCCAGAGCACUCAGAGCACCAGUUUAUUGCUCCAGUUGUCUACUUAAGAACUUGUACCUGUAAAUAGGAAUUUUCUAUCCAAAUGUCUUUGACAGCAUUUUAGCAAGCUCCACAGCAGCCCAGCAGGUAGGCCAUUUCCCUCAGAGUUUUGUUGUUUCUGGACCGAGCCUAAAUUUCCUAGCAUGAGAGAACUUAUGCAAUUCUCACAGUGCUGCUAUGCAGAGAAUUCCUUUGGCUUUGAGACCUGCAGUGUACAGCUGUAGCAAUUACACUGCUGAUAUUCUCUAUUGAACAGAUCUGUAGUGGACUCUGAUCGUGUACAUGCUCUUUAAACUGGAAGGCAGAAUGCAUUUCCUCUCGGUGCACUAAAUCAAAGCCCUUUGUUGCCUCUGGCCUUUCCAUCCCUCCUCGAUUCCCGGUGGAUGUAUAUUUUUAGGUUGUUUAUUGCCAUUGCUCUUUAUGUAUAUGCCAUACCACAGGACUUUCUAUUUGUACCACCAUCAAAAUAUUUUUGGACAGCCUAUUCUUAAAAAUGCUGAUAUUAUUAUUGCCAUUCACAAAUAUAUUAGAAGUUGAUCUAUUGGUUCGCUUUACUGAAAAUGCAAUUUCUUCAUCAACUGUUAAUGGCAUACAUUAUAUAAAACUUGAUGCUUUUGCUUUCUGAAAUGAUGAUUGAUCUGCUUGUGAGGUUUGCUUCUACCCCUUACCCACAUUUCUUUUCUGUUUUGCAAAGUGCUUGUGUCAGCAGAGAUGUGUUCCUGAUAUGUACGGUUCGUUCAGUGGCUGUGUGGUUAUGGGAGCUCAUACCU